GCCAAUGUAGAAUUUGGAUUUACAUUAGGGAGGAAAGUUCUGAUUCCGUGCUUUUUACAAAGUCGAUGAAAUAUGCCAGAAUUUUCUCAAAAAAGAGUGACAUUGCUUGCCAAAGGAUGUACGGUUCACGUAGGAAAGGUCAUAUCUGUCCCUAGAACUCUCAGUGAAUUACUCCUUGUUGCAAAACGAAAGCUUGGGCUCCCUGUGGCAACUAAAGUUUACACUGCCAAAGGAGGUCUGAUUGAUGAUGUUAAUUUAAUUAGAGAUGACGAAGUGCUUUACAUUUCAUCCGAGGAUCUAGAACCAAAUUCUCUUGCAAUUGGGGAGAAAUCCUUUACAGACUGGGUGACACUCAAUGUGGGAGGCAGAGUAUUCACAACAACUAGGGCAACACUGAUGAAUGAACCUAAUAGUAUGUUAGCAAGAAUGUUCUCCCCAGCAGAGGCUUGGAGUAAUGUUUCAGAUGCCUCAGGAGCUGUCCUCAUUGACAGAAGUCCAGUGUACUUUGAGCCAAUCAUAAAUUAUUUACGACAUGGGCAGCUCAUACUAGACAAGGAAGUCAAUCCUCAAGGUGUCCUAGAGGAGGCAAAGUUUUUUGGAAUCUCAGGCAUCUUAGAACAAUUAGAAGAGUUGGUAAAGGCUAUGGAAAAAGUUGAAGAUGCUCCCCUUUCUAGGAGCGAAUUUGUUAAAAUUCUUUUGUCAACACCGUCAAACUGCGAGCUUCGCUGUCAGGGAAUCAAUUUAGACUCGGCAGAUCUCUCGAAGCUUGACCUGCGCUUUAUAAACUUUAAAAUGGCAAAUCUUAGAAAAACAGACUUGGGGAAUGCCAAUCUAUCCAAUUGUUGUUUGGAGAGAGCGAAUCUAUCUGGAGCACACAUGGAUGGAGCUAUUUUAAGCUGCACUCGUCUUCAAAGGGCCCAUAUGGAAGGGGCCUCCCUCAGAGGGUGUAAUUUUGAAGACCCUGCAGGAACAAGGGCUAAUCUAGAAGGUGUGAACUUAAAAAAUUCUGAUCUAGAAGGAAGUCAGUUAGGGAAUGUUAACCUUCGUGUUGCUACUUUAAAAGGCGCAAACCUUCAAAAUUGUAUAUUGCGAGGAGCUGUACUGGCUGGAGCUGAUCUAGAGAACUGUAAUUUAACCGGCUGCGAUCUACAAGAUGCUAAUCUCCGAGGGGCCAAUAUCACCGGUGCUACGAUUAAAGAAAUUACAGGACCACUUCACAUGACAGCUUUCGUUAGAAACCAGCUACCAGGCUCUGCGCUGUCUGUACCCCCAACGCCAGAUUCCUGAAAGAGAGAUUGCGUAACGACGGACAGCAAACGCGAUGUCGUGGAAUAUAACUUCGUAAGAUUGCUUUGGCGUAAAAUGGUAAAAGAGGGAUUAUAACAUAGCACGCGUGCUUGCCCCAUCUCGGUCCUAUUGAGCCGCUAUGAACAAAAUCUUUAUUUACGCACGCCCGUACGUAACUUAGAGGACGUUAUAAUUUUUUUUUACCUGGCUGCAGAGUUGCCGUCCUCUUAAGGAUACGGUAGACCUUCACGGGUGUCCUUAACAAACAAAUUGUUACCACGCUAUUUAAAACGUUACCACCAUAAACUAUAUAUCAAUGGAAAGGUUAUCAAUUGCACUUUCCAGCAACAAUUCUUUCAUUUUAGCUUGAUCUAAUCGUAAGCCGACAGAGGCGCGACAAGCGGAAACGGAAGACGUUUCUUUGAGCUAAUUAAUCGGGUAUCAAAUCUACCCGCACAAGUAAAACUUCUGCACAGUUUCAAUCGUAAGGGGUUGGUCUCCAAAACCACGUGGGGCUUUUUCGAUGUUCCUAUUGGUUGCUUUGCAAUCUUUCUGUCAAGUUUGGUUAUCAAAAUUUUACCGAUACGCGUUACUUCGGAGACCGUUGCGGGAUAUCAACAGGGCCGUAGCUAGCAUGAGGCAAGACGAGGCAAUUGCCUCGUCUUGAUUUUGGCCUUUUUUUUAAUUUUUUUC
Molecule: messenger RNA, 1980 nt
Organism: Stylophora pistillata
Lineage: Eukaryota; Metazoa; Cnidaria; Anthozoa; Scleractinia; Pocilloporidae
Product: BTB/POZ domain-containing protein KCTD9
Biological process (GO): protein homooligomerization
Molecular function (GO): protein binding
Source: RefSeq, a predicted model, not a curated record